Rosa rugosa (rugosa rose) is the source of this 1430-nucleotide messenger RNA. RefSeq names its product histone H3.3. The record is from RefSeq and is a predicted model, not a curated record. The transcript has a single exon. Gene Ontology annotation, molecular function: protein heterodimerization activity; structural constituent of chromatin; DNA binding. Bases 62 to 472 code for a protein of 136 amino acids. NCBI's taxonomy places the organism in Eukaryota, Viridiplantae, Streptophyta, Magnoliopsida, Rosales, Rosaceae. Gene Ontology annotation, cellular component: nucleosome.
UUCAUUCUCACCGCAAACCAACACAGUUCUAAACGCUUAAGAUUUAGAAGAAAAUCCAUCCAUGGCCCGUACGAAGCAGACUGCUCGGAAGUCCACCGGCGGCAAGGCUCCGAGGAAGCAACUGGCGACGAAGGCUGCCCGGAAGUCGGCCCCGACCACCGGAGGAGUGAAGAAGCCGCACAGGUACCGCCCUGGAACGGUGGCUCUACGUGAAAUCCGAAAGUAUCAGAAGAGCACGGAGCUGCUGAUCAGGAAGCUUCCGUUCCAGAGGCUUGUUCGUGAAAUCGCUCAGGACUUCAAGACGGACCUGCGUUUCCAGAGCCACGCCGUGUUGGCGCUGCAGGAGGCGGCGGAGGCCUACCUUGUUGGGUUGUUUGAGGAUACUAAUCUGUGCGCCAUUCAUGCCAAGCGAGUCACAAUUAUGCCCAAAGAUAUUCAACUUGCUAGGAGAAUCAGGGGUGAGAGGGCUUAAGCAUGCAUCCUGGGGUUUAAUUGUUUGAAUCUGUCAAUCGAUCAUGACUACAUGAUAAGGGGAUUGCUUUUGUUUUGAGGGAUUUCAAUGAGAAAGACUUUGGUUGCAAUUAGGAUUGUGUUCAACCUCCUUUAUUUUCAUUUUGUUUAAUUAUUUCCAAAUUUCUCUCCAUUUUCCCCCUAAUUUUGUGUUCACAAUAAGUCUAAAAUCACACAAUUUAGUGUUAUCGAUCAUUUGCUCGUAACUAUUGUAAUUACAUGUAUGAUUUGCACAGUAAUAGGAUUCUGCGACCAAUGCGGCUUCUCUAGUAGGUAUUUUUUUCACAGCUGUGUCUUACCAUAUAUGUACAAUCCUAGGUUCAUACAAUCCAGAAAACCAUUGUCAGGAUCUGCCAGAGUGUGGUUCAGACAAUCCAGAAAAACGAUCAUGAGGUAGUUGCGAACCCAAAGGAACACUUGCACCAUCUUCUGGAGCGAUUUCAAACCAUCUAAGAGAUCCUUCUGAGUUCCGAGUAUGUAGGCUCCCUACUUAUAGCAGCAACAAUAUCAGAGGCAUGGGCAUUAUCAUUAUACCACAUUACCUUGUACACUGCAAGCAUGGCAUCUAGAGCAAUCCCGCUCGAUCAUGUUCCCUCACCAUAAUCGAAAUUAGGAACAUCUUGUACAUAAUUGCCUGCGAUAAUAAAGGUCCUAUGACCUAGAGUAUCCCUAGCUGAAUUAUCAUCUAUUUUCAGGGUUUUACUUGAAGCUAACAAACCUUUGUUGAAGUAUUUCGCUCCAACAAGCUUGAAGUUUUAGAGAGAAGAAUUAAAAUCUUCUGCGGUGUCUUUACACGAAUAUUUCCAUUUACUUGGUAUUUUCCGGGACAUGCCGUGAUCUUCAAAGCAAGGGUGUUCUGGGUGCCACAUACCAGAAUCAAUGAUUCCAUUGACCAUAUCUUUACAUUAAUUCGAACUAUG